ACUAGCCUGCUGUCGCUCCUGUACAAUCAACAUUCGACGAUCUCUGCACACCACGCCCGUCGAUCUGGAAACCUCGACGCGCACUUUCCUGAAAGUGGGAAAAGAGAGAGAAAAAAAACGUCAUCUUCAGCUAGACCUCGGUCGUGCUUACCGUAAGGUCAGAUCGGCAGAUCGCCUUUCCACCACAACCCCACCAUCGAUAUCAACAACCUCCCUAUAACAUCUAUACCAUCUAGCAAAGAUGCAGCCUCUUCAGAAACCGCACUUCCCCUUCCCUUCCUCCCUCACCCGAUCACAGACCGCUCCUUACCCACCACAAUCUCAACCGACCGCUUCUGGAUCGGGCUCCCGAUCAGGAGCUGGAGCUGGGAUUGGAACGAGAAAUGGGAAUGGAGAUACCGUGCUCAACGUUCGGAACACGGGGAGAGGGGUGUCGGGUGAUAAUGAGGAUGUGAUCCGGGAGUACGAGGAGAAGCGGGAUCGCCUCUACAAAGCAAUCCUCUCCUCUUCCUACCUCCUAGCAGACCUCCGAAACUUUAACGAGAAAGACUGGGCGGUCCGUUAUCCCUCUUUCGCCGUCCACGAGCAUGAAGAGCCCGAGUCCAUCCCGGGAUCGAUUAUAGCACCGGGCACAGGGACGGGAACAGCACAGGGGACAGCACAAGGGAUAGCACAAGGGAUACGGAGACCGAGGCGUGAUCGGACGUUGACCAUGUCCUUCGCUGAUGAUCCUGUCAGUACGAGGGAGGUCACUUUGUCUUCGCCUACAUCCGCGGCUACGUUGAGCGAGGUGGAAGCCGGUCAUGAUCGCGAGCGAUCGGCCGGGUCGAACGGGUCUCGUGAAGCAGCAUCAGGGUCGGGGUCGGGAUCAGGAUCGGGAUCGGGGACGAACAAGGUGGUUAAUCCGGUGGUACAGAGGAAAUCGUUGAAGAGGAGCGUGACUUUCGCUCCGAAUGUCCUGGACAACCCCACCACCACAUCGGCCACAACAGCCACGACGGGGACGUCUUUGCCGGACGAGAUGGAGAUGACCGAUUUCUCCAUCCUCCGUCUAGACCUCUCCCUUGGUCACGGGCAGACCGCGACAUCCACGAUGACGAUGAACCGAGCUGGCUCUUUAAUGUCUUCCCUCGAACGGAGCUCCAUCUCCCGAUUACUCUCCUCCCGUUUAGAAUCUUCCCUGUCUCACUUGAAGAACCUCGAAGCUAGGGUCAUGUCUACCAACUCUCGGGUGCUCGUCACCGGCGAUCUGAACGCGGGGAAGUCUACUUUUGUCAACGCCCUCUUGAGGCGUGGAGGGGUCGAUGAGGAAGGUUGGCCGACGGGGGUCUUGCCGGUGGAUCAACAACCCUUGACGGGCAGGUUCGUCGAGGUCUUUGGGGAUCAGUUCCUCGGUGGCGACGGUCGAGGUGGUCCCGGUGGUGGCGGGAGGGAACGCGUGCAUAUCGUCAAGGGCAAGGAAGCGGAUUACGACCCCGAAGACGAACUGACGUACGAAGAGAGGAAGCUGCAAGACCUGAUCGACCUCGUGGCGGAACAAGAAGCCGAAGCUCCCCCUCUCAAGAUCUACCUCCGCGCUCCCGAUCAGAACCUGGCGAACCCUUCGAUCUUGCACAACGGGAUCCUGGAUAUCAGCCUGAUCGACGCGCCCGGCUUGAACAGGGACGUCAUCGCCACCACGUCCAACUUUACUCGGAACCCGACGAUCGACGUCAUCAUCUUUGUCGUCUCCGCAUUCAACCACUUUACGCUCAGCGCCAAAGAGUUCAUCCUCAGUGCGGGGCAGGAAAAGGCGAGGAUGUUCAUCGUCGUCAACCGGUUCGACGAGGUGAGGGAUAAAGAAAAGUGUAAACGCGUCGUGCUCGAACAGAUCCGUCAGCUCAGCCCAAAGACCUGGGAAGAGAGGGACGAACUCGUCCAUUUCGUCGAUAGCGCCCAGGUCGCUCUCCGCUGUUCCGAAGGGGUGCAAGGCGAGUCUCUGGACGAAAAGGCUACCGAGCUGGACGCCGCUUUCCGCAAGCUCGAAUCCAGCUUGAGGAGUUUCGUCCUCAUCAACCGGGCCAAGAGCAAGCUCGGGCCGGCCGAGAAUUACCUGUGCCACCUUUUGGCUGAUGUAGGGCUCUUGGCGAGCGCCAACUCGAUCGUCGCCGAAGAGGCUAGGGACAAGGCGAGGUUGGAGAUGGAGAGGGUCAGACCUGGGCUCGAAGCCAUGCUCAAGGGUAGUGUCGGCCUAGAAGAGGCUCUCGGGGAGGAAGAAGAAGCUGUCAGUGGACAGGUCGCUAGGGUGGUCAAGAACAACCUGACCCAAGCUUUGGCGGCGGUCGGACGUGGUCAGACCGCUGUGGGAAGCCACGUUUCCUUGCCUCCUUACCCUGGCUUCCUCGGCGUAUGGGACUACGCCAUCGAAGUCAGGAAAGCUCUUCUGAAGAGCGUCGAGGCGGCGGUGAUGCAGCUCGAAGACGAGACCCGGAAGAUCACUUCAAACAGUAUCUCCACGGUCGUCGAGCUCGGCGAUCGUCAUCUGCCGAGCGACGUCGAGCGAUCUAAACGCGUCUUCAACCCUCUGGCCAUGUUUGCCGGGACCGCGGCGGGUGCUUCAAACGCGAGCAGGCCGAUGCCACGGAGGAGCGCGUCGCAGAUCAACGCUGUCGGUCUCAAUCUCGUCGGCCGGUCGGAACUCGCUACCGUCUCGCUGGCCGACGUGUUCGACUUGAAUCACUACGUACUUGCCGCAAAAUCGACCUUGACCGGUGGCAAGGCGUCGGACGAUGGGACAAACGGGGAGAUCACCAUCCUCGGUGUCGCCUCGAUCGCAGCCGGUGCCGUCGGGAUCUUUGGUGGCAAGGCUUUGGGACUGCGUCAUGCGCUCGAAUCGGUCGUCUCCGUCAGCGAGAUCCUCGGGGACCAAGCUGCCAGACGUUGGGCAGCACCGGUCGCCGGUGCCGUCGUGCUCGGUCUCGCCUGGUACGUCGUUCAAGACUUGCCGACCGCCAUCCCUCGCAACGUCGGUCGCCACAUCCAGGCCAUGCUCGAAUCUGGCGAAGCAGCGAUGCUGGUCGGCGACGCUGGCUCUGCCACGUACAUCGACUUGCAAUCGGCCAGGAUGCAGCGCGAGGCUAGAAAGGUGGUCAGACUGGCUUCGUGGGAUCUAAGAGAACGAUUCCGAGCGGCCCUCGAGGAGAAGAACAAUAUCGUCAAGCAGAGCGAAGAGGAUGAAAAGCACGCGGGUCGGGCGCUCGAGUAUUUCGUCGGCGUUCAGGCGCGUGUGGAGGACAUCAAGAAGGAUAUGGGAGAGAGUGUGCUAGUCUAGGCGUUCUCGGUUCGCGCUUACCUUGUAUUCAAUAAACAUUGUGUCAUUCGACGAUUUCCAAAUAUGUAGUUCAGACGGCGUGAUUGUAAACUCAAAUAGUGAUAGUGCGCAAGAAAUGGUCACAAAACAUAUCUCAGAUACAAC
Filobasidium floriforme is the source of this 3454-nucleotide messenger RNA. RefSeq lists its product as uncharacterized. Gene Ontology annotation, cellular component: mitochondrial outer membrane. The record is from RefSeq and is a predicted model, not a curated record. Gene Ontology annotation, biological process: mitochondrial fusion. Bases 242 to 3310 code for a protein of 1022 amino acids. The transcript is spliced from 2 exons. Gene Ontology annotation, molecular function: GTPase activity; GTP binding. Lineage: Eukaryota; Fungi; Basidiomycota; Tremellomycetes; Filobasidiales; Filobasidiaceae.